AUGUCUGAAGCCGAGAACAAGCCCAAGGACGUCGCCGCCGACGCUCCCAAGUCUGAUGAGACCAAGACCGUCACCGAGCAAGCCACCGAGACCGCCGCCGCUGCCGCCUCCGCCGUCAAGGACAAUGUUUUCAGCAUGUUCGGCGGUGGCCCCAAGAAGGAGAAGGCCGACGAGAAGGACGAGGGCGCCGAUGAGCCCAGUGGAAGCUCCAAGGCAACCGCCGCAAAGACCGCUGACGAGGAGGACGAGGUUGACGACAAGGAGCCCGACGUUCACUUCGAGCCCGUUGUCCACCUUACCGAGAAAGUCGACACCAAGACACACGAGGAGAGCGAGGAGCAGACCUUCAAGAUGCGCGCCAAGCUCUUCAAGUUCGACCGCGACAGCAGAGAGUGGAAGGAGCGUGGUACCGGCGAGGUCCGCCUGCUCAAGCACAAGGAGAACGGCAGAACCAGACUUGUCAUGCGCCGUGACAAGACCCUGAAGGUCUGCGCCAACCACUACGUUGUCCCCGACAUGAAGCUCUCCCCCAACGUCGGCAGCGACCGCUCGUGGGUCUGGAACGCUUCGGCCGAUGUUUCUGAGGGCGAGCCCGAGGCUCAGACCCUUGCCAUCCGUUUCGGCAACAGCGAGAACGCCAACCUGUUCAAGGAGGCCUUCAUCAAGGCCCAGCAGGAGAACGAGGCUCUUUUCAGCAAGUCUGACUAG
Aureobasidium uvarum is the source of this 708-nucleotide messenger RNA. Lineage: Eukaryota; Fungi; Ascomycota; Dothideomycetes; Dothideales; Saccotheciaceae. The record is from the annotation of a GenBank genome assembly.